UGUCGCCUGUCUCGGGGACAUCAGGGGAGGCACGAGUUGGCCCAUAAGCCUGCGUUCGCGAGUCAUCAGUGUCGGACACGUAGUGGGAACGAGCAGGUCCCGAUGCACAAGUCACGGCAACCCUCGGCGGAGAUGAAGGCGGACUCCGACUGGCUCUGAUUUUUAAAAGCCCUUUUCAUUCAGGAGGUUGGUUGCCAGUGGUUAUCAAUAUGGCAGAGCCGUCAUCCCAAGCACCCACCGCUGCAAAAAUGGCGUCACUUAACCGGUUCCGAGCUUUGGCGAUGAUUUUCUUAACUGUCACCGGCUGUUGUGUCACCCCGACAAGUGGCAAGGAAGGGUCCGAGGAGACCGUCAUCAUAGGGCUCCGACUGGAGGACACGGACGACAUUUCCUUCAUGGAUAGGGGCUACCUGCGGGUGAGUGAGCGGUCUCGGGUAAAAUUAAGGGUGUACGGGCAGAACAUCAACAACGAGACCUGGUCCAAAAUCUCUUUCACGGAACAUGAGCGCAGCCGGACUGUAGGGAGCAUUGACAGCUCCUCGGGGGAUAACCAGAGCCAAGAGGACUGGUCCGGCUUGCAUCCCUGCGGUAUUAGGACUUCGGAUAUAAUUAUAUUGCCCAACAUCAUUCUGAAUCGAAAGACGUCCGGAAUAGUUGAAAUUGAGGUCAAACCUCUGCGAAAGACAGAGAGGAGUAAAGCUUAUUACCUUUGCAUCGCCACCGCAACACCGGCCGUAGCCGGGAUGCACGACCUGUGGACGGAGAACACCUGGAUCUACCACGACGGGGAUGACACCAAAGUGAUAGUGGUGGAGGAAAAAAAGUUUCUGCUGCCUUUCUGGCUCCAGGUCAUCUUCAUCUCCAUGUUGCUUUGCCUCUCGGGAAUGUUCAGCGGGUUGAACCUGGGGCUCAUGGCUCUGGACCCCAUGGAGCUCCAGAUAGUCCAGAACUGUGGCACGGAAAAGGAAAAGAAUUACGCCAAAAAAAUAGAGCCGGUCAGGAGCCAAGGGAAUUACUUGCUUUGCUCGCUUCUGCUUGGGAACGUGUUGGUGAACACCACGCUGACCAUCCUGCUGGAUGAUAUCGCCGGUUCGGGCUUGAUUGCGGUGGUCAUGUCCACCAUUGGAAUAGUCAUCUUUGGAGAGAUCGUGCCCCAGGCCAUCUGCUCCAGACACGGCCUCGCUGUCGGGGCCAACACCAUAUUCCUCACCAAGUUCUUCAUGCUGCUCACCUUCCCUGCUUCUUACCCGGUGAGCAAGCUGCUCGACUACCUUCUGGGACAGGAGAUAGGAACCGUGUACAACCGGGAGAAGCUUCUGGAGAUGCUGCGCGUCACGGACCCUUACAACGACCUGGUUAAGGAGGAGCUGAACAUCAUCCAGGGCGCGCUGGAGCUCAGGACUAAGACCGUGGAGGACGUGAUGACGCCGCUAAGAGAUUGCUUCAUGAUCCCCGGGGAUGGCACCCUCGACUUUAACACCAUGUCCGACCUCAUGAAGAGCGGCUACACGCGCAUCCCAGUCUUCGAGGGCGAGAGGUCAAACAUAGUGGAUCUGCUCUUUGUCAAGGACCUGGCGUUUGUGGACCCGGAUGAUUGCACCCCUCUCAAAACCAUCACAAAGUUUUACAGCCACCCGUUACAUUUUGUGUUCAAUGACACCAAGUUGGACGCAAUGCUGGAGGAGUUUAAAAAAGGAAAAUCCCACCUGGCCAUAGUUCAGAGGGUGAACAAUGAGGGUGAGGGAGACCCUUUCUAUGAAGUUCUGGGUAUUGUCACCCUGGAGGACGUUAUUGAAGAGAUCAUCAAGUCAGAGAUCCUGGACGAGACUGACUUGUACACUGACAACAAGACGAAGAAGAAAAUCACCCAUCGGGAAAGGAAGCAGGAUUUCUCGGCCUUCAAGCCUACCGACAAUGAAAUGAAGGUUAAAAUAUCACCUCAGCUUCUGCUGGCUACCCUGCGUUUCCUAGCAACAGAGGUCGAGCCGUUCGCACCGGCGCAAAUGUCAGAAAAGAUUCUGCUGCGCUUGCUGAAGCACCCCAACGUCAUCCAGGAGCUGAAAUAUGAUGAGAAGAACAAGCGGGCACCGGAGCACUACCUCUUCCACAGGAACAAGCCCGUUGAUUAUUUCAUCCUCAUAAUGCAGGGGAAAGUGGAGGUGGAGGCAGGAAAAGAGGGGAUGAAGUUUGAAGCGGGGCCGUUCUCCUUCUAUGGGAUGCUGGCUCUGACAGCCUCGCCAGUGCCUCUGUCCCUGUCUCGUACAUUUGUGGUCAGUAGGGCUGAAUCAUUAGCAGGAUCUCCAGAAAAUAAAUCUCCUCCACGGCCGUUCGGACUCAACCACUCAGACUCCCUGAACAGGAGUGACCGUAUAGACGCCAUCACCCCGACUCUCGGCAGCAGCAACAACCAGCUCAACUCCUUCCUGCAGAUCUACGUACCUGACUACUCAGUCAGAGCGCGCACAGACCUGCAGUUUAUAAAGGUAACACGCCAACAGUACCAGAACGCGGUAAUGGCGUCACGGAUGGACAAAACUCCCCAAUCGACAGACAGUGAGUUCACUAAGAUCGAGCUCACGCUGACGGAGCUGCACGAUGGAGUGGAGGCCCCCGCGGUCGUCACCACCACAGCCAGCACCACUGGCACCACCCCUGCCGUGUCCGUAUCCGUGGCCAACGAGACUUCCUACCUGCUCAACCAGCAGCAGAACUGUGUGGGCCUCAGCAGGAGCAACCACAGCGCCCACAACGAGGGACCCAUCUAGCCCCCGCCGAGCCCGGUGGAGACCCCGACCCUCCACCCUGUCUCGUGGACACACGGAGCGGUGGCGUAGAUGGAGAUGAGGGAAAAUGGGGGAAGCGAAGGCGGGUGGAGGGUUCUGCUCCAACCAGUAGCCCCCGGUCAGUCAGUCAGUCAGUCAGUCAGUCAGUCAGUCAGUGGAACCCUUUCAUGGAGGGGCAGUGGGGAAGACGGGUGCUGCGUCACCCUGAACGCCCCAACCUGAACGCUGUCAGAAUCCCUGCUGUACUACACCCUCUUACAGAGGGUGCACUCGGACAGUACCUGUGACUGAGCUUCUAUUUUGGGACAAUCUGACACUUUCAUAGCGGUGACUUGGACUAGAGGACGACAGAGUGCAUGCAAACCCUGUCCCUUUCCCCUAAACACAACCACACACACACACACACAACGUAACGCAACACUCGCUGUAUUUUCUCCUCAGGCCAAAGACUUUGGUCCCCCCUUCUAACACUGGACACAGACUGUUUUCGCUCACAUACACACAUAUUCAAACAGUCACAUUCCCAUAUACACACACAUUCGCACACGAACACGCACACACACACACACACACACACACACAAAUGCAGCUUCCCCACCCGUGAGUCUUUCAGGGAUGCUCAGUCAUUGUUGAUCCCAUCAGCGAGGACUCAAACCCAAACAAGCAGAGAGAACGGUUGGUCAAAGACUGCACCAAAAACCGCUUUGAAAGAAUCCGUUAAACCACGAACCAAGAAUGUUUUCCUGUAUUUAUUUAUUUUAUAAUAUUGUAUGUAUAUAUGUAUGCGUGGAGACAUGAUAUGACAUAAAGUGGCAUACGAGCAUGCACAAGCAUGUACACAAAGGUGUACGUGGGGCAAACGUGUCAUAUCAAAAAGGACAUGCUACAUAUAUGGAGACAAACAUCCAUUCAUGUAUAUGAGGGGGUGAGGGUCUUUUACAGAUACAGUAUGUAUAUUACAGAUCUUGUUAUUUUUACUAUUAUCCUAAAUCAGGCUUAUGGUACACUAUCUUUUUCACCUUUUAAACAAUCACACUAUUGCCUUUAAGAGAAAUCAUAUAAUUAAUUAUUUUAACAAAGUGCAAUGAACAGAAAUUUAUUUAAGAGAUGAUUAUGAUAAAAAAAAUCACUGUAUUAUAAAUUGACAGAUAUAUUUGUAUGUAUGUACUGUAUGUAUAUGUAUAUUUGUUUUUUGAAAAAUGCUAAACUGCAGCCAUCCACAAGCAAAAUUGUCCUUAGUCAGUCUCUCUUUCUCCUUGUCUCUUUCAUGUUUUUGACCUCAAACACGUCUACUAUACGUUCAUGUGGGAGUAAUGAUGCCUGGACUAUUCACCACGGUGUAGGGGGGUGGGGGGGGGGGGCUACCAGGUGGUGGAAGUGUCAACAAAGCACCUAUGCAUGUGGAGGCUAUGUGUCUUAUUUUUUAUUUUUUUUUGCCAAUUUUAAGCAUAAUCAAACUUGAUAAUUGCACAGUAUUAAUGACCUCAUCUAACAUGUUGAGCAUCAUCAACGUCACAAAAAGUAACCUCGACAUUAAACAUGUCCAUGAAUGAUACACAGCUAUGCCUUUCCACUGUUUAUGUGUGUGAACGUGUUUUUUUAUUUUAUUUUUUAUUUUGCAUGUGUGUCUACAAAGCAUAGGCCGGCAGUUCAGUUCAUAUAAAGGCUAUUUUUUGACAGCAGUGAAUGUGAAAGAAACUAGACUUUACUUGUUUUGGCUCCCCACACAAUGCAGAUAAUCCAUGUUUAAUAAUUCUUGAGUUAAUUCAGAUCAAAAUCUAAAAUAUUCCUCACAAAUGUUAUGUUAUUAAACAGAUAUUUAUACUGAUUUUAUCUUAGAAACACUGUAGCCAUAUAUGCUUAUUUUUCUCACAAUUUCAAGAUCACACAAUUAAAGAGUAGUUUGACAUUACUGGAAAUAAGCUAAAUUGCGUUCUUGCUGACAGACAAGAAGAUUGAUACCACUCUCGUUUCUCUACUUUACGUUAUGAAGCUACAGUCAGCAGCCAGUUAGCUUAGCCUAGCAUAAAAACUAGGGGGGGGGGGGUCCACCGGUUUAAAUAAAUCCACCUACCACCAUCUCUAAAGCUCAUUAAUUAGUCCAGGAAGUCACUGCUCCGGGCCAAGAAAUAGUCUGGCACAUAACCCCCUCGAAAAACCACAACUUGUUGUUUUUAAACUUAAUGUUCUGCACAUAAAAAGUUGUGAUUUUUACAGUGUUACAUGACUAUUUCUUGGACUUCUGGAGAGACUGGAGUAGUUAGUAAUCUUUUAGUCUGUAUAUGCUAAACUGAGCUAAGCUAAGCUAACAUCUCCUGGCUACUGCUUCAUAUUUAACAUACAGACAUUAGAGUGGUCUCAAUCUUCUUAUCUAACUCUAGACAAGAAAGCAAAUAAGUGUAAAUGUUAAACUACUCUUUUUUUUAUUUUUAUUUUAUUAGAUUUUUUUUUUUUUUUUGCUUUAGUACCUUCUUGCCCUUAUUGUUUUACCUCAUAAAGACAGGAAUGAUUUUGAAGAUACUGUAUUGCUUGGAAUUUUUCCUAAAGCUACACACACACACACACACACACUUCUGUAGGGGUGUAGAAUUUUAAUUAUUUCGCUAAACAAUUACUUUGAUUGCACUUCCAGGCCUGUUCAUUAACAUUCUAUGUACUACUGUGUGCUGGAAGUUUUCUGGCCACCUUACAGACAGCUGAAUUCUUUUAAUAUUCAGUUGCAGUUUGUAACCACUGGUGGUCGCUGUUUCCACAUGUAAUCCAAUGUGUGUGUGUGUGUGUGUGUGUGUGUGUGUGUGUGUGUGUGUGUGUGUGUGUGUGUGUGUGUGUGUGUGUGUGUGUGUGUGUGUGUGUGUGUGUGUGUGUGUGUGUGUGUGUGUGUGUGUGUGUGUGUGUGUGUGUGUGUAAAGGCCCCCUGAAAACAGCACACAUGGAAAAACAGCCUUUCCAUCUGCUCAGCCAUUAGGGGCGUCUCGGUUGUAUAACCAGACAGAGAGUACUUCUGCAUUGUUUGCAGCUGUGUUCGUUGUUGUUAAUUGUUCACUUGAAAGUGCUCCGAUGCAGCAGGCCCGCUCCUGCUCUGCAGGGACAAUCGCUCCAGAGGUACAGCCAAUGAACGAGGAUCAGAUUGUUAAGAUUGUGCUUGGGACACUCAUACUCUGCUUCACAGACUUCAGUGCCUGACAGGAGAACAAGAGGCACGAUGAAAGUACAAAAGCCCAGGAACAGGAAACACAUCCGCUAGCUGUGACUGGGUUAUUUCAAUAUUCUGUUACACACACAUUAUCUUUUUCCUCUCACACACACUUCAUCCUCGGCUGAACACAAGAUUAUCAUCCUUCCAUUAUGUGAAUGCUUUGCAGGCGUGUGUUUGACUGGUCUUUUUGUCCAUCCCAAUGCUGCUAUUGUACCCAUGUGUUGUCCAUAAUGCUUCUUCUACCUUACGACAACAUUCCCAUUGCCUCCUCCAGCUGGUGGUUUAAUAAAAAAGUGAAUGAUUAACAGACA
This is a messenger RNA of Perca fluviatilis (European perch), 6290 nucleotides long. It is a transcript of the gene cnnm2b, whose product is annotated as cyclin and CBS domain divalent metal cation transport mediator 2b. The transcript is spliced from 8 exons. Lineage: Eukaryota; Metazoa; Chordata; Actinopteri; Perciformes; Percidae. The record is from RefSeq and is a predicted model, not a curated record. Gene Ontology annotation, cellular component: plasma membrane. Gene Ontology annotation, molecular function: magnesium ion transmembrane transporter activity. The coding region runs from base 210 to 2765 and encodes 851 amino acids. Gene Ontology annotation, biological process: transport; magnesium ion homeostasis.